CUCCUUAUGACCGGAGGUGAAAUGGGAAACAUGAGCGAGGACACGCGCCCGGACGAUGAUAGCUACAUAGUGCGCGUCAAAGCGGUGGUGAUGACCAGAGACGAGUCGAGCGGCGGCUGGUUGGCGCAGGACGGCUGCCUGAGCAGAGUGGGCGUGUGCAGACUGCUGCCGACCGAGCUGCUGGGACGUAACACAUUCCUGAUCCACGGAGAACGUCUUAAAGACAAGCAGGUGAUUCUUGAGUGCUUCUUAAAGAAGGAUCUAGUCUACACGAAGGCCACGCCCACUUUCCACCACUGGAAGGUGGACAACAAGAAGUGUGGCCUGACUUUCCAGAGCCCGGCCGAUGCCCGCGCCUUUGAUCGCGGCGUGAGGAAGGCCUUGGAGGACCUAACCGAAGGGUCGACCACGUCCUCGUCCACGCUGCAGAACGAGGCCGAGCUCGGCGACGAUGACGUCUUCACGACUGCCACCGACAGCUCGUCCAACUCGUCCCAGAAGAGAGAGCCAGCGAUGCGCACGCUCACCCCGCCCACCUUCUGUGAACCCCGCCGGCACCACUGCAUCCUGGGACAUUUGUAUGAGCAGCAUCGGCCCACUGAGCACUACUUCCUGGACCAGGUGAGUACGGCGGUGCAUAUGUUUCCUCGUCACGUCAGCUUCCAGUUGGAGGACGAGGAGGUCGUACGCAUCAACCCCCGCGAGCGGACCUGGCUCACCGGCUACGAGGACUACCGCCACGCCAACUCCUCACGCGACAAACUCGCCCAGCUCCACAACCCGGACACUUGCGUGCACUUUACCAAGAGCGAGCCGGCCAAACGCGACUACGCCUACCCGUAUCCUCUGAGCUGCGACAGAAAACCCAGCUGCCUGGAGAUGGGCGGCGGCCACAGGGCGGUGCUGACGGUGCAGCCGCGAGCCCCGGAGCUCAAAGGCAAACUGCGGAAGGAGGACGCAGAGCGCUCGCGCUGCGUUUACUGUCAGGACAUGUUCGAUCAAGAGGACAACGGGCGGGGCCGCUGCCACGAGGCGCCCGACCCCAUUCAGACGUGCAUCCGGCGCGUGACCUUCAUGUGGUGCGCGGACAGCCUUCUGUACCACUGCAUGUCCGAUCCGGAGGGGGAUUACUCAGACCCGUGCUCCUGCGACACCGCCGACGAGCGUUUCUGCCUGCGCUGGACGGCGCUGGUGGGCCUGUCGCUGCUGGCUCCCUGCAUGUGCUGCUACGCCCCCCUCAGGGCGUGCUACCGCUGCGGGGUGGCCUGCCGCUGCUGCGGCGGGAAACACAAAGCUGUGGGCUAAGGCGUUGCAGGCCCCGCCCCUUCCACAGUGACAGCUAGGACUCGCAGCAGGAAGCGGGGCGUUGGAGGUCCCUGUGAUUUCUACGUUUGUUGUCGUUUUGUCGUCGUUGUCGGUCUUCAUAACUCCAGCUGCAUCUCGACGUGCAGAAGCUUCUGUAUGAGUCUUACAUGAUCAGUACGUUUACGCAGACGUUAUAUUUUUACACUCAUGUGUCCAAGCGGCCGGACGCGUGGGUGUGUCUGUAUGAAUGUUGCUUUAGCGCCACCCACACGCUGCACCACCCGUCACAAAGUCAGCGGCUUCACUCGCUGCUGUUAGCCGAAAAAAGCUUUUUUCUGUUCGCCACCAGAAAAAUCACGUGAAUCAGCGAACACGGUGCUCCUGAUGCUGAGCUGACCAAACCCUAACUCAAAGCUAAGGGGUCAGAGGUCGAGCCCCUGUUCUCUGAGGGUCAUACCGUUAACACAAACCAAAGAGAGACCAACAAAAGUCUACAGCUGCCGUGUUACUAAGCCUCGUGAGGUUUCAGCUUCGUGACGACGCACUCACUACAAAACGUGCACGCGUCAUAUCCUCGCCGUCCGUCUGUGAUCGCGUGAAAGCCGCUCGUUGAGCUCUCAAACCCCAACGAAGAGCGUUCGUGUUGAGUCGCAUUUGUUCUCGCCGCUCGUCACGUUUCGAGCUGCAAUGGCGCUGGACAUCGGCUCGCUCGCCUUUCACUUCAAAGAAAACGUCAUUAGUCCAUUUCCUGGACUACGCAGCGUCCACCUUCGUUUUCUUGACGGCUGCCACGACUCUUCAUCAUCUGUGGCGAUCCUGUGAUGGCGUACGUCACCUGAUUUUGACUCGGACAUACGCAGCCGUGUAUAUUUGAUUUAUUCGUGCGUAUGUAAAUACAAACAUUUCAUUGCUUUGGUCUCGCCAGCCGUACACGACCCGGAGGCCGAGGUUGCCCAACCCUGCUCUAGUGUAUUUCCUAGUCCACAGCCAGCCAAUCAGCACUGUUCUUCACUCUCAUUGGUUGUUACCGAAGCUGCUUCAAAUGGUAAAUGGCCUGUAUUUGUAUAGCGCUUUUACUAGUCCCCU
Messenger RNA from Pundamilia nyererei, 2391 nucleotides. RefSeq names its product sprouty related EVH1 domain containing 2a (gene spred2a). The record is from RefSeq and is a predicted model, not a curated record. NCBI's taxonomy places the organism in Eukaryota, Metazoa, Chordata, Actinopteri, Cichliformes, Cichlidae. The coding region runs from base 7 to 1305 and encodes 432 amino acids. Gene Ontology annotation, molecular function: protein kinase binding. The transcript is spliced from 6 exons. Gene Ontology annotation, biological process: multicellular organism development; negative regulation of MAPK cascade. Gene Ontology annotation, cellular component: membrane.